UGCAGAGUCCCUGACCAUCAGCUGAUGGAAGCUGUCUGAGGUUUCCCACGAUAUAAGUGUCUACGUGUUGUUCUUUAGUUUGUUUUGUUUUAGCAGUUUUCUACCAUGGAGUGCAGUCUCUGCUGUCAGAUUUGCUCCAUCCACUUGGGGAACGUGUUUCACCUCAAGAAACAUUUGAAUUCAGUGGAACAUCGACAGAAAAUGGAUUACAUGUUUCCACAAGAUACAUCGGUGAACUGUGGAUGGGUACCCUACAUUAUUUUUAUGGAUAAGAAAGGCACAAAUAGUUACAACAAAACUGUUGUGGGUUUGUCCUUGAUGACUCUGUGUUUCAAUCAGAUGGGGUCGCCGUGUUUUUAUCUUUGUCACGUCUGCGAAGAAAGCUGUCCGCCUGAAAGAAUUUUAUCACACAUCUUUUCCUGUGACCAUUAUCUGAACUACCUUAACUACACAAACCCGGAUGAGCUGUGUUUCUCCUGGGUCGCCGAUAUGGACAUGUACGGGACUCUGAUGUCAAAGAUCAAGCAAGGAAGUGAAAAAAGUGGUGGUUCAAAGCUGCAGAUGUUGCAUUUACCCAAACAGCUGCUGACAAUGCUUAAGUCAGGAACCUAUUCUGAAGUGAUGGAUACGCUCAACGAAAACUACAAGCUUUUCAACCUCUUUAAAGAUAUCCAGACAAAGAUGAAAACAAUUCAAGCCUACCAAAAUGACAGCAAGAGGAAGCACCCACUUCUGGGCUUGCAGCACCUUGUUGAAUGCAUUUGUGUGGGGCCGGGUGAGAGGAGACGCUACCUCUGCACGCUGUGCAGCCUGUCACUGGGGGGGCACGCCGUCAAGCACAUCCUGAGCUUUGACCACAUCUACUGCUACCUUAACAAACAACAUCCGUCUGCUUUGCCGUCCAAGGACUCCUUCAGCAAUUAUGACUCCUUUGCCCCCAAGAUGAUUGAUUUUGCCAGAGAAUCUGAGAAGAUUCAUGGGAAUGGGUCUGUAAAGAGACUGGAGCCCGAACAAUUCAGAUCGGUGAAUUUCACAUGUUAUGCCCAAGCGUUAGAGAACCUGCAAUCCACCACAAAGAGCGGCUUGACAACGAGCAUUACACCAGGAGACAAACUAGAGGGAUGUGUGUCCGCGGCACAGCCGUCAUCAUCGAAAAGACUCACAUGCAAACUACGCUGCCAGGAUUGCAACGAGAUCUUCAACCAUAUUGGUCUGUAUAUUAGCCACCUGCGGAGACCCGAACACAAGCAGAUGCUGACGCAUUUCUUUGGCGACGCAGGUGGUGUCAAUUACCAAAAAGUGACCCGUCUGGGCCUGUACAUGUUUGUGAAGGACAGCUUGGGAAGAAACAGACCGGCUGCCGGAACGUCUCUCGUCGUGACAUGCGUCAGCACAGAGGUUGAGUCGACGGCGAUCUAUUUGUGCUUCGCUUGCCAGCAGUGUCUUUUUCAUGACUCCUUUAAGCUCCACUUUGGGUCUCGAAAACAUCUCAUCAACACUCUGAUGUACCUGAAUCCCUAUUGGCUGCCGUUUGCUUGGGAAGAGGGCCUAAAUGACGACAUGCUGAGGUCUUUAGUUUUGGAGGAGGAGAAGAAACGGGGGUUCGAUCCCAUCACUCUGAAGGUUCUUGAUAUUCCAUAUGCAAUAUUUAGGAAUGUCCAACGUUUUAAUUAUGGAAAAGUGUUGGACAACCUUGAACCGUACCACAGUCUCUUGAAGCCUGAAGUUCCACAAAACAAACUCCAUGAAGAGACGUUUCCUAUGCUCGGCGAGCAGUUUUUGGUGAUGCAUCAUCUGCUUGAUGAAGAAAAUAGACGACAAGAGGGAUCUCUGUGUUUGCUCUGUGAGAGGAGGCUGUCAGUCGGUGACACUCAAGUCCACGUGUUCAGUCGGGAGCAUGUUGUCAGGUUUCUGGAAAGUUUCCACCCUGGAUCCCUAGGCUCUGGCCCCGUCCAUGCAGAAACCUUAUUGGACUUGGCAAAACAGGCAAGAGAUAUCCACGCUGUAUCGCAAGUGCAGAAAAUACAGAGGGGACGCCCCAUCCAGGAACCUUGCACUUACAAUACUGUGAUAAGUAUCUUAGCAUCUAGAAAGAAUAAACAAGGGAAGGGAACUCUGAAACCGCUGAUAACACCUCUGAAGAAGCUUGUUGCCAGAUGUACUUCCAAAGAAGUGGACCAGAAUCCUGCUGAAGAUGGUCCGAAGACCAGCACUGACACGGGCCAACAAAUUAAAGACGGAGAAGCUGAUGUCGAGGAGGUACAGACCUCGAGAGAAAAAAAGACAGAAGGGGAGAUGUCCCCAAAAAUCUGUCCCGAGGAGAUCAAGAGCAAAAGUGAGAGGGUCCAGGCGGGGAAGGUGAACACAGAAAAAUCUGGGACUGAAAAAGUAAAUGGGGACAGCAGAGAAAGAUACAAGAGCGGAGACAAAAGCCCAAGUAUCAAACAUGUCCCAACCCAGUUAAGAGACUUGCAGAAAGAAAAAAGAGGAAAGAGACGAAGCAGCACAUCUGAAACAACGCAAGGCGACAAAUCCCUGAAUGAGGAUGUUGGCAGAGAAAACAUCUCGAAAAGGCGGCGACUCUCCUCCAAACAGGACUUGUGUCCUGAGGAAUCAACAAAAAUACCAAACAGUGGAAUAAAGACAGCGACUGGGAAGAGACACAACGAAGCUGUGGACAAGGAUCAAACGCAUCCUUCAGUUUUGAGCGUGCUGGCUGAGUGCACCUGCGGUACGCGUGAUCCGUUCUACCUGUGUGGGAGCUGCUCUCUGGUGAUCCCAGAGAAGGACUUACGGAGCCAUCUCACUAGACGCGACCACCAAAACAUGUCCCGGGUGGUUAUUAAUUUGAAUGAAAAGUUGUUCAGUUUCAUCUCUAAACAAAGCUUUCAUUUAGCCAUUAGCACGCUCAGGGUACUCGAACUUUGGCCGGACGGCGUCUGUACGCCUCCUUCAUCCUCAGAUUCGUCCUGUGUUAAACCUGCAAACGCCACAACUGCACUUCAUGCUCAACAUGAUUAUGAGGUGAAAAAUGAGCAUCAUGAUCAUUCUGAUCAAACAAAAACCCAUAUGAAAGCAACUAAGUCUGCUGAGGCACACACCACCAGUUCAUCUCCUGGUUGCCCAGAAAAGGACCGCAAAGCAAAUCUUUCAAACACAACUGUUGGAUCAUUAAAACAAGAAACAACCCCUGAAACCUCCACGAGCUCAUCUCAAUACAAAGCAACCUCGGGGAAAGUGACGGACACCACAACUAUCUCCUGUGCCAUCACCUUAAAUAAAGCUGCAAAAGCUGCUGCAAUAUCCAGACCCCUGGGAGCAAGAUCUGAAGCUGCGUCCACGGUUAAACCUUCCUGUAAAGGAUCCAGGUCGGUACGGGAAGCUACCUGCAGAAUUGCACCGUCCUCCAAAUCUGAAGGUGCUUCUAAGCGUGCUCAAACUGGAUCCACAACCUCAGUGGCCCCUCAAACGGCGGAGACAUCAGUGGCCCCUGCUGAAAUCCUUAAACCAUCAGUUACACAUGGAAAAGACGAUGCAUCUGCUAAAACUGCACCUGUGGUUAAACCAGUGGCGUUAAACAUUGAUGUUGCACCACAUGCUCAUAAGAAUAACCAACCCGCUGCUGCCCACCAGAACACAGUCAAACCUGCCCCGACGCUUUACUCUGCAAGUAAAGCCGUGCAAAAUGGAAAUCCUCCUAAAGUUGGAUUGAACUAUUUAACCGUUGUGUCGUGGGAAGGAAAGCAGCAAGUGUACUGUCUGCUCUGUUCAGUCCGACUGCACUCAUCCAGCAGUAAACACCUCACCAGCUUUACACACCAAUAUCAUUACGUGAAAUCAAAGUUUCCUGAUUGGAGCGCGAAGCCGCCUGAACAAAUGAACAAACUAACCCACACGGUGGCCCUCCUGGCCACGAUUGAGGAAGACUUGCCUCACCUGCGGAUCGUCCAGAAAGUGGAGGUGAAAAAGGAAUCCUAUCAUGAGCUCAGCGGUCUUCCAUGUGAUAAAGCUUUAGAGAGGCUGAAGGCUCUCAUGAAGAACAGAAGGCCGCAGGUUGCAUCGUCGCCCACAGUCAACGCUGUCGAGGCGCAGAUGGAAGACAUUUCCAGUCUCUGUGAAGUUUCCAGUUCAGAUGAUGGGAAGCAGGUUUCUCAUAUUGAGACGUCAGGAAGCUCUGCCAAUGUCCAACCUGAGCAGAAUAACAAAAAACAGCUGUAUAAUGCAGAAAUUGAAUCCAACUGGAACUAUGAUGUAAAUCCGUCCGAGCUCAAGUCCACCAGACACCUGAGCGUAGAUGGUGAAGAGGCAGCAGCCGGAGAUCUGGUGCAGGACCAGCUUCAGUUGCCUGUCAGUUUCAAUCAAAGCGAUCGGGAGCCCCUCCCUGCUGCUGGCAUUCAGGCUGAAAACUUGAUGGUCUUAUCUGAAAGUAAAGUGAAAACAACGCGGAGGCGGCCAGAGCUGCAGCUCUUAUGUCCCAUAUCGACCACUGCAGAGGCUUCGAAGCAGGAAGUUGGCAGUCCGUGUGAAGUUUCAAGCUCAUAUGAUGGAGUUCACCAGCCACAUGAAGAAAUGCCAGGGUUUCCUGCUCAUGGUCACCCGGGGAAGGAGGACAGAAGACGGCAUCAAGCACACCUGGCUGAGGAAACAGGAGUCAAAAAAAUGAAAAAAGGUCAAUCUGUUAACCUUGACGGCCGGCGGCGGCGGUGGAAUAGCGACCCACACUCACAUAAUCCACGGAGGCCUGAGAAGAGACAGACAUCACCAGCUGCUGAAGUCUACACCCCAGAGCCGCGGGCCACAACAGCCAACGCAGGAGAGCAGAACCGAUCAGGACCGAGCCACACAGCAGAAGAAGCGCCAGGUCAUGACCCGGGAGAACGCAAUGCAUCGCCGCAACAACCGAGAACUUCACUUGGUAUGAGAGCUACAGGCUGCAGUUAUUUGUCCAUUUACCUGAAAGCAAGUCGGCUCCACGAUAAACCAGUCAUCGGUAUGGGGUCCAUAUUGGAGUGCCAAGGGAUGUCCAUGAAGACGUUCUUCCUCUGCGAGAGCUGUGAGAAGACUCUCUCCUGCCAUGACAUCUGCCAACACAUGGUCAGCCUCGAUCACCGGCUCAACUACAUAAGGAGAGACCAUCCUUUGUUUCUGCAGAUGUUCUGGAAGGAAGAAGAUCUACUACCUUACAUGAAAAUGGAUAUUUUGAAUAAUAUUGUCGUCCUUCAGCUCUCAAUACGGGAACGCAAAGUGGAUGCAAAGUGCAUAUCCCUGGAACCAGAGUUGCACGAACACGUUCGAACCGCUCCAUUCAGCGAAGCGUUACAAAUUGGGCGCGCCAUCAUAACGAGUGAGAGACCGGUCGUCUUCACCAUCAGUGCCGACCAGCAGAAGAAAGCUGGAAAAAAGAAAGGAAAAUCUCAUUCGGAGAAGUUAUCCGUGGUCAACCUAGGACGAAUCUUGAAUCCACCGGAUGUGAGCCGCUCCUCGUCAGCGGCGGACUCGGAUGUUGCUCGGGUCCGCCGAGUUGACGCACGUCGCGCCCCUGCAGAGACCUGCGGCAGCUUCUCCCCGCUGCCACGAUUCACACCGGCUGUGUUUCAGCGCCAGCAGACAGAUCCACGGCUGAAGGCGAGACAGAAAGAGGUGUCCUUAGAAAGCAGAUCUGUCGGCCCACCAUCCGGUCAGAACACGGACGUUCCUCUCAGAGAUGAACGCCCUCCAGCAAAGAAACAGCCGCCUGUUUAAAUGCUGCUCCACACUUCCACCAGCCACCCACAUCCUUCAGCAGCUGAUCAGAGACUCGCCCCGUGCCAGAUGGAGAGCGAGUCCAGCUCUCUGCUCAACUCUGAGGCGGUUUCAGUUCACCCUGCUGCUGAAGGCGCGGACACCAGGCCCACCUUCCACCCACCGAGGACGGGAAACUGAUGGGAAAAAUUACGAUUCAUAUGAAAAAAGAUACGUUUCAAUAUGAACCUGUCCCCCUCCAACUAUUGAAACUAUGGGACGCUAUAAAUUGGACAGUUAAGGUUGAAAGUGCUGUAUAUUUGGAGAGACCAGCAAACUUUGCAGGUCUGACAAUCUUCGGACGAAGAGUAGAAACUCCUCUGGCUCUGGGACGGGAGAGCCAAAAGAGUUACCUCAGUGCCAAUGUCUGAUCAGACAAGGAGAGGGUAAAGUAACUUUCUGGGUUUGUUCACAAUCUCAUAUACAUAAAUAUUAUAUAUAUAUAUAUAUAUAUAUAUGUUAACCCAUCUCGUUCAUAUUCAAAGUGUUUGUAUUUUAUACCAAGGCGAAUAAAAUGUCUGUUAAAGGAUGGUUUUUACAUUU
Messenger RNA from Cololabis saira (Pacific saury), 6324 nucleotides. RefSeq lists its product as uncharacterized. Lineage: Eukaryota; Metazoa; Chordata; Actinopteri; Beloniformes; Belonidae. Bases 106 to 5742 code for a protein of 1878 amino acids. The transcript has 48 exons. The record is from RefSeq and is a predicted model, not a curated record.